Castor canadensis (American beaver) is the source of this 1063-nucleotide messenger RNA. NCBI's taxonomy places the organism in Eukaryota, Metazoa, Chordata, Mammalia, Rodentia, Castoridae. The record is from RefSeq and is a predicted model, not a curated record.
AUGGGUGUGGUUAAGGUUAAUAAAAAAGAGAAUGGGAAAGAGCAAGAGGAGACAGAGACUCGGGAUCUGACCCUAGGCAACAUGUCUGCUAGAGCAGUGCAAGAGGAAGCAGGAGGGGAGUUCUCUGAUGUAACAGGGAAGAAGGCCUGCAAGAGUCAUAGGCUUCGCUCUUUCUAUCUUUAGGUCGUACUGCUCUAUGCUUCUACCUAUGUCCUGGUGUCCCUCAGCAUAGACAGAUACCAUGCCAUCGUCUACCCCAUGAAGUUUCUGCAAGGAGAGAAACAAGCCAAGGUCCUCAUUGGAAUUGCCUGGAGCCUCUCUUUUCUGUUCUCCAUUCCCACCCUGAUCAUAUUUGGGAAAAGGACACUCUCCAACGGAGAAGUACAGUGCUGGGCCCUGUGGCCUGAUGACUCCUACUGGACCCCGUACAUGACCAUCGUGGCCUUCCUGGUAUACUUCAUCCCUCUGACAAUCAUCAGCGUCAUCUAUGGCAUUGUGAUCCGAACUAUUUGGAUUAAAAGCAAAGUCCAAGAGACUGUGAUUUCCAACUGCUCAGAUGGGAAACUGUGUACCAGCUACAACAGAGGACUCAUCUCAAAGGCAAAAACCAAGGCCAUCAAGUAUAGCCUCGUCAUCAUUCUUGCCUUCAUCUGCUGCUGGAGCCCAUACUUCCUCUUUGACAUUUUAGACAAUUUCAACCUCCUUCCAGACACCAAGGAGCGUUUCUAUGCCUCUGUGAUCAUUCAGAACUUGCCAGCACUGAAUAGUGCCAUCAAUCCUCUCAUCUACUGCAUCUUCAGCAGCUCCAUCUGCUUCCCCUGCAGGGAACAAAGAUCACAGGAUUCCAGAAUGACAUGCAGAGAGAGAACUGAAAGGCAUGAAAUGCAGAUUCUGUCCAAGCCCGAAUUCAUCUAGACCUUGAGGCAAUGGCAGUGCUAGGCUGAGUCUCAUAAACUCUCCUGGGUCCUUGUCACCAGUUUGUGAAUGUGCAUGGAGCCUGAGCCAAUUCUGCUACCCUGCUCCUGUUAUCACUUAGGGAGGCACAAGGCAAAAGUUCCAGUGA